CACUCGUUUUGUUUAAGGUUAAUUGAACAAGCUCUGUCCUAGUACUUUGCAGGAUAGAAAAAGAAUUGAAGCACUCCGUCGAAGGCAGCAGCGAGAGAUGGAGCAAAUGGCCAAGUACGAAGCUCAAAGACAGCAAAUGGCCGAUGAGAACCAAGCACGGGUUGAGGCGGAAAGGAGGACUGCGGAAAGAAAGAAAGCUGAAAAGUUGAAAAAGGACAAGGAGUGGCAAGAGGAGCUACGGAAGAAAGAGCUUGAGAAGGUCAAGGAGGAAGAAGCGUUGGAAAAGAGGAGCAGGCAGAUGGCUGCGGAGAGAUAUGCUCGUGAACAGCAGCAAAUGCAGAUAGAAGCUGAACGUCAGAAACAACUACAACGUGAAGCAGUGCGGAAAGAGCAAGAGAGACAGCAAAAACAGGAGGAAUUCCGACGGCAGCUUGAAAGGAUACAGGAAGCUCAGCAGGAGGUAUUGAGGAAGAGACAGGAGGACAUGGUGAGGAAAGAUCAGGAAAGGCAGCGGGUGAUGGAGCAACAAAAUAAGGAAAGGCAAGCAGCAAAUGCAGAGGCUCGCCGGCUGGCCGAGGAACGCCACCAGCAAGUCGUCGAAAACUUCGCUCAUCAACUUGCCAAGCGACAGUCGGACUAUGAGCACAAGCAGGAAGAACUGAGGAUAAAGCUCAAGAUGCAAGAGGAGAGGCACAGGCAACUAGAGGCCGAGAAGAGGCGAAAGGAAGAAAUGAAGGAACAGCAGCGACAGGAAGUUAUCAGAGAAGCCCAGAACGAGCGUGAACGGAGAGUUCAGGAACUCCUAGCCAAGGCUCAUGAAGCUGAUAUGAUAUUACAAAACUUCAUCAUGCAAAAGAAACUGGCCAAUGCGCGUAGAGCCGUCGAGCAUCAAAUCGAGUUUGAGGACAAGACAACGAGAGUUGAAAACAUCAAACGUGUCAAGGCUCUCCAGAGGAUGCAAAUCCUCCAGAAAAUCGAGGCGGAGACCGAUAGAGUGCGACGGCUGCUAGAGUCGAGACAGCAUGCUCAGGAACGCCACAGAGCAGCAAAUGUAAAUCUUUCAAUCCACCGCCAGUCCAUGAACCAGCAGCUCGAGCGGCUUUCGGUGAGCAAGAAGUGGAGGGAGUCCUUGAGCGAGGAGGGCCGAGCCGAGCUCGAGAAAGUGGGGAAAAGUGGCCUCCCGUCCAUAGGUGAGUGAUAAGCAGCGUUAUUUUCUUCUCGGAAGCUUGAAACUUUGGAGGGAGAGAAGCCUUCUAUCGAAUUGGUGGGAUGGGAUUUUUAAGCGCAGCAUAGAUUCACGCGAUGGCAAGCGACAAACAAAACCAACGAGCAAGAACACUGAAAAAAAAAUUGUACAUUUACGGGCCUGCUCGUUCAUAGAACUACAGCGAGUUUUGUCAAGGGGAAGUCCCUCUACCGUACAAUGGCUUCUAUUCAAAAUCAAGCAUAUGCGUAUAUUACCUGGGGCA
Molecule: messenger RNA, 1469 nt
Organism: Selaginella moellendorffii
Lineage: Eukaryota; Viridiplantae; Streptophyta; Lycopodiopsida; Selaginellales; Selaginellaceae
Product: trichohyalin
Exons: 10
Coding region: 98-1198 (366 amino acids)
Source: RefSeq, a predicted model, not a curated record